This is a messenger RNA of Seminavis robusta, 503 nucleotides long. The record is from the annotation of a GenBank genome assembly. NCBI's taxonomy places the organism in Eukaryota, Bacillariophyta, Bacillariophyceae, Naviculales, Naviculaceae.
AGCAAAAGCAAAACCACCACCAAGCAAAACCAAGCAAAACCAAGCAAACCCAAGCAAACAUACACACACACACAUACACACACAAUGAUGAUGUUCAAAGAUUUCAGUCUCGGCAGCAGCAACAGCGACCACAGCACCACAAGCACACGAUCCGACAGGUCCACCUCUUCCAAGUCGUCCUCCAAGUCCAAAAAGUCGUCCUCCUCUUCCAGAAGCAGCAGCAAGAAGACCAAGGGCGAGUUUGUGGCAGAGAGCAUGAAGGAAAUGAGUCCUCAUCUGAUGAUUCAAAUGUUGGAGAUGUACGCGGAAAAUGACAAUCAAGUCGCCUUUGAAGCUUUUCAGGGCCUCAAAAACUCAUCAGAUACUUCUUCUUCGUCUACUCGCAAGAGCAAGCGACGAUCAUGAUCACCUCCACACACGGCACUUCCCAAAACUUGCUUCCUACUCCAAUUCAGAAGCUUUCUUUCAUAACUAAACUGUAUCAUAGAUUUCCAAUUACUAUC